Molecule: messenger RNA, 656 nt
Organism: Drosophila eugracilis
Lineage: Eukaryota; Metazoa; Arthropoda; Insecta; Diptera; Drosophilidae
Product: mpv17-like protein 2
Exons: 1
Coding region: 27-614 (195 amino acids)
Biological process (GO): mitochondrial ribosome assembly
Cellular component (GO): membrane; cytoplasm
Source: RefSeq, a predicted model, not a curated record
GACUGGACAACAACUGUGGCAAAUAGAUGGCCCGACGAGUGUCAUGGAAGCGGGUUUUGCAGGCCCUGGACCGAUUUAACCAGGUGGCAUUCAGUCCAAAAUAUCUUCUGUAUACCAACAUUGGCAUCUCUGUGGGCCUGAGCAUGGUGGGUGAUACCAUGGAGCAGAGCUAUGAGCGGUACAUAGGAGAGAUUCAGGGAUGGAAUCGGAUACGUACUAUCCGGAUGGGCAUUUCCGGUCUCACAGUGGGCGUGGUGUGUCACUAUUGGUACCAGUAUCUGGACUAUUUGUAUCCCCAUCGUACCUAUAAAAUGGUUGUAGUGAAGAUCUUACUGGACCAGUUCAUCUGCUCGCCCUUCUACAUUGCAGUGUUCUUUAUUACCAUGGCUAUUUUGGAGGAUAAUUCGUGGGAGGAACUUAAGCAGGAGAUCAAGGAGAAGGCCCUAGUCCUUUACGUUGCCGAAUGGACAGUGUGGCCAUUGGCGCAGUUCAUCAAUUUCCUUCUGAUUAAACCUCAGUAUCGGGUUUUCUAUGAUAACAGCAUCAGCUUGGGCUAUGACAUCUUCACGUCCCAAGUUAAGUAUCGCAAAAAGAAGGAAACCACGAAUGAAUGAUAUAAAAAUAUUUGUAAAAUAAAUUCAAAAUAUUAUACUGUA